Molecule: messenger RNA, 702 nt
Organism: Leptomonas pyrrhocoris
Lineage: Eukaryota; Euglenozoa; Kinetoplastea; Trypanosomatida; Trypanosomatidae
Product: surface antigen-like protein
Exons: 1
Coding region: 1-702 (233 amino acids)
Source: RefSeq, a predicted model, not a curated record
AUGUCUGUUAAAUGGCGCUGUCUUCUUGAACUCGCUGAAUGGUUCUCUCCCUUUUCCCUUUCUUCCUUCUCCCCUGCCAUCUGCACAUCAGACCACAUUGCUUUCGGUGACCUCUCCUUUCGACCCCAUUCUUUUUCUUUUCUAUUGCGUCUUUCAGUGUCCUUUAGACAACGCCUCCCCAACCCCCCUCCAAAUCUGUCGUCUUCUCUGCCCCUCCUCUGUCUUCCGAGCACAUCCUCAUCGUUACUCAAUAUGCAUCGUUCCUCCCUUCUCGGCGUUGGCGUCGCCGUCCUCCUCUUCCUCCUCUGCGUGCGCACCACCUCCGCUGCAGACGCCGUCACCGAGAACUCCGCCUCGACGGUGGCGUCAGCGCCGUCAUCGGCAUCCGCCGCCGCGUGCACCGUCGCGGGUUGCGUGCGCUGCGUCCCGGGCAGCACCACCACCUGCGCCGCUUGCGCUACGGACGUGAGCUUAGUCGACGGCCAGUGUGUGUACGAGGCGGCCUGCACGGUGGCGGACUGCUCCAUGUGCGACGUGGUGAACAUCUCGCGUUGUGCGACGUGUAUGGCGGGGCACAGGAUCAACCCGGAUUACACGUGCAGUGCGUCAGGGGAUCGGGCUGGCGGCCCCUGCUCGUCGGCGGUUGCGCUUCUUGUGAGUGUUUUGGCUUUGGCGUGGACUGCUCCGCUGACUGCAAUGUAG